GGGGAGAAACCUUUUGAAUGCUCAGAGUGUGGAAAGAGAUUCAGUGAGAGUGGCCAUCUGCAAGGUCAUCAGAGAACCCACACAGGGGAGAAACCUUUUGAAUGCUCAGAGUGUGGAAAGAGAUUCAGUGAGAGUGGCAGUCUUCAACAUCAUCACAGAACCCACACAGGGGAGAAACCUUUUGAGUGCUCAGAGUGUGGAAAGAGAUUCAGUCAGAGUGGCGAUCUUCAACGUCAUCAGAGAACCCACACAGGGGAGAAACCUUUUGAGUGCUCAGAGUGUGGAAAGAGAUUCAGUCGGAGUGGCGAUCUUCAACGUCAUCAGAGAACCCACACAGGGGAGAAACCUUUUGAAUGCUCAGAGUGUGGAAAGAGAUUCAGUGAGAGUGGCAGUCUUCAACAUCAUCACAGAACCCACACAGGGGAGAAACCUUUUGAGUGCUCAGAGUGUGGAAAGAGAUUCAGUCAGAGUGGCGAUCUUCAAUGUCAUCAGAGAACCCACACAGGGGAGAAACCUUUUGAGUGCUCAGAGUGUGGAAAGAGAUUCAGUCGGAGUGGCGAUCUUCAACGUCAUCAGAGAACCCACACAGGGGAGAAACCUUUUGAAUGCUCAGAGUGUGGAAAGAGAUUCAGUGAGAGUGGCAGUCUUCAACAUCAUCACAGAACCCACACAGGGGAGAAACCUUUUGAGUGCUCAGAGUGUGGAAAGAGAUUCAGUCAGAGUGGCGAUCUUCAACGUCAUCAGAGAACCCACACAGGGGAGAAACCUUUUGAGUGCUCAGAGUGUGGAAAGAGAUUCAGUCGGAGUGGCGAUCUUCAACGUCAUCAGAGAACCCACACAGGGGAGAAACCGUUUGAAUGCUCAGAGUGUGGAAAGAGAUUCAGUGAGAGUGGCCAUCUGCAAGGUCAUCAGAGAACCCACACAGGGGAGAAACCUUUUGAAUGCUCAGAGUGUGGAAAGAGAUUCAGUCAGAAUGGCAGUCUUCAACAUCAUCAGAGAACCCACACAGGGGAGAAACCUUUUGAAUGCUCAGAGUGUGGAAAGAGAUUCAGUCGGAGUGGCAGUCUUCAACAUCAUCACAGAACCCACACAGGGGAGAAACCUUUUGAAUGCUCAGAGUGUGGAAAGAGAUUCAGUGAGAGUGGCCAUCUGCAACGUCAUCAGAGAACCCACACAGGGGAGAAACCUUUUGAAUGCUCAGAGUGUGGAAAGAGAUACAGUGAGAGGAGGAAUCUUCAACAGCAUCAGAGAACACACAGAGGAGAGAAUCUUUGGAAUUCUCAAUCUACAUCCCAGUCAAUGACAGCACUCCCCCCCCCACCUUUUGAACGUGCUGAUAAGCCGCUCGAUUCAGCUUCCUGCCACUCGGAGCCGACUGGGCCGCCAAGGCUGAGCACCUGUGACUUCGUGGUUGGUGGGCAAAUAGAUUCUGUGGGCUUCACACAGGCAUACUGGCUUCUGGAGGAUUAUUACUACUUCACACGGAUUGAUGGGUUUUGUGCCUGCCGGUGGAGCCUGCCGUGCUCAGAGUGUGGAAAGAGAUUCAGUGAGAGUGGCAGUCUUCAACAUCAUCACAGAACCCACACAGGGGAGAAACCUUUUGAGUGCUCAGAGUGUGGAAAGAGAUUCAGUCAGAGUGGCGAUCUUCAACGUCAUCAGAGAACCCACACAGGGGAGAAACCUUUUGAGUGCUCAGAGUGUGGAAAGAGAUUCAGUCGGAGUGGCGAUCUUCAACGUCAUCAGAGAACCCACACAGGGGAGAAACCUUUUGAAUGCUCAGAGUGUGGAAAGAGAUUCAGUGAGAGUGGCAGUCUUCAACAUCAUCACAGAACCCACACAGGGGAGAAACCUUUUGAGUGCUCAGAGUGUGGAAGGAGAUUCAGUCAGAGUGGCGAUCUUCAACGUCAUCAGAGAACCCACACAGGGGAGAAACCUUUUGAGUGCUCAGAGUGUGGAAAGAGAUUCAGUCGGAGUGGCGAUCUGCAAGGUCAUCAGAGAACCCACACAGGGGAGAAACCUUUUGAAUGCUCAGAGUGUGGAAAGAGAUUCAGUCAGAGUGGCAGUCUUCAACAUCAUCAGAGAACCCACACAGGGGAGAAACCUUUUGAAUGCUCAGAGUGUGGAAAGAGAUUCAGUCGGAGUGGCAGUCUUCAACAUCAUCACAGAACCCACACAGGGGAGAAACCUUUUGAAUGCUCAGAGUGUGGAAAGAGAUUCAGUCGGAGUGGCCAUCUUCAACAUCAUCACAGAACCCACACAGGGGAGAAACCUUUUGAAUGCUCAGAGUGUGGAAAGAGAUUCAGUGAGAGUGGCCAUCUGCAACGUCAUCAGACAACCCACACAGGGGAGAAACCUUUUGAAUGCUCAGAGUGUGGAAAGAGAUUCAGUGAGAGUGGCCAUCUGCAACGUCAUCAGAGAACCCACACAGGGGAGAAACCUUUUGAAUGCUCAGAGUGUGGAAAGAGAUUCAGUCAGAGUGGCAGUCUUCAACAUCAUCACAGAACCCACACAGGGGAGAAACCUUUUGAAUGCUCAGAGUGUGGAAAGAGAUUCAGUCAGAGUUGCCAUCUUCAACGUCAUCAGAGAACCCACACAGGGGAGAAACCUUUUGAAUGCUCAGAGUGUGGAAAGAGAUUCCGUUGGAGUGGCCAUCUUCAAGAUCAUCAGAGAACCCACACAGGGGAGAAACCUUUUGAAUGCUCAGAGUGUGGAAAGAGAUUCAGUCGGAGUGGCAGUCUUCAACAUCAUCACAGAACCCACACAGGGGAGAAACCUUUUGAAUGCUCAGAGUGUGGAAAGAGAUUCAGUCAGAGUGGCACUCUUCAACAUCAUCAGAGAACACACAGAGGAGAGAAUCUUUGGAAUUCUCAAUCUACAUCCCAGUCAAUGGGAGCACUCCCCCCCCCACCUUUUGAACGUGCUGAUAAGCUGUUUGUCCGUCACCCUCCGUUACUGCAAUGGCAACUCUCAUCCUGUAGGUUCCAAUGA
Molecule: messenger RNA, 2988 nt
Organism: Heteronotia binoei (common prickly gecko)
Lineage: Eukaryota; Metazoa; Chordata; Lepidosauria; Squamata; Gekkonidae
Product: zinc finger protein 850-like
Exons: 3
Biological process (GO): regulation of transcription by RNA polymerase II
Cellular component (GO): nucleus
Molecular function (GO): DNA-binding transcription factor activity, RNA polymerase II-specific; RNA polymerase II transcription regulatory region sequence-specific DNA binding
Source: RefSeq, a predicted model, not a curated record